GUAUCGCAUACAAAAUAGAGUCCGUUUCUUGUGAAAACUAUUAUAAAUUAAAGUCUUAAGAUCAAAUGUCACUGAUCAAAUUACGAUAAUACACAAGCGAUAUUGCACGAGAAAUCGCAGUCAAUAAUAGAACCUUAGUUUCCUGGAUGCUUUGAAAACAUGGAUCGUGACAAUGACUUUUUAAUCGCAAAUAGCUCGAAUGUGGACAACGAAGUGAGAAACUAUGAGAGCUUGAGCAAUGGUAGACAAAAUGAAGGUCAGAAGUCAAAGACUUCUCCACAAUAUUUAGCUGCAAUUGCUGCAACCUUGAGCGCUUUUGCUGCUGGCAUUGUGAUUGGGUGGACAGCACCAAUAGAAAAUGCAAUGGAAGAUGGAAAUUACAACAAUAUCACUAUUGAUAAGAAUCAAAUGGGAUGGAUUGGAUCAUUUACAAACCUGGGAGCAUUAGUCACUUGCAUUCCAACAGGUUUCAUCUGUGAUAUAAUUGGCAGGAAAACAACACUGCUGCUACUCAUCAUACCAUUUUCAAUUGGAUGGUCUUUAAUAUUGACAGCAAGGAAUGUACUGAUGCUGUACUUUGGAAGAUUCAUCAUUGGUAUGGCUGUUGGAGCUACCUGUGUUGCUGCCCCAAUGUACACCAGUGAAAUUGCACAGAAGGAAAUUCGAGGUGCCCUGGGCAGUUACUUUCAAUUGAUGGUCACUGUUGGAGUGCUGUACUCUUAUACUUUUGGUGCAUUUCUAACACCCAUGAACUACACAAUUAUUUGCAGUCUGGUGCCAUUGAUAUUCAUUACAUUGUUUGGCUUUCAGCCAGAAACACCCCUUUAUUAUUUGAAAGUAAACAAGUUUGAAAAGGCUAAGUUGGCAUUGGUCCAGCUGAGGGGUACUCAGGAUGUUGACAGGGAACUCAAUGAAAUUGAAACUACUUUGAAGGAAUCGAGAACAUCGGUUGGAUUUUUCAGGGCGAUGUCAAAGAAAUCUAGUAGAAAAGCGAUUUUCAUUUCAUUCGCAUUGAUGUUUUUCCAACAGUUCAGUGGCAUCAACGCAAUUAUUUUCUAUACUGGCUACAUAUUUAAAUCUUCUGGCGUUUCUUUCAACGAGAAUUACGCCAGUAUUGUAAUUGGAGCCACGCAAGUAAUUGCUACUUUCAGUUCAUCAUUGAUAGUCGAUAAAUUAGGACGAAAGAUACUUCUGAUUACUUCCUCUCUGUUUAUGAGUUUAUCGAUUAUUUCGCUGGGAGUGUAUGUGUAUUUGAAGAGUCACCAGUUCAUAGCUGAAUAUGUACUAGCAUAUCUUAACUUUUUGCCCAUCCUUUGUCUAGUACUCUUUAUAAUCGCCUUUUCUAUAGGGUUCGGACCUAUACCUUGGAUGAUAUCUGGCGAAAUUUUCUCUCCUGACAUCAAGAGCAUGGCAAGCUCAAUGGCUGGUUCUUUCAAUUGGCUAUUGGCUUUCUUCAUUACCAAAUAUUAUUUCACUAUCAGUGACACUAUUGGUGAAGAAUACACGUACAUCUUCUUUGGCGUUGUUACUCUAUUAGCUAUUCCAUUCACAUACUUCAUUGUACCAGAAACCAAAGACAAAACUAUCAGUGAUAUACAAGAUGAACUAGAAAACUAAUUCAAUUGUAUAGUACUUAAAUAAAUUUGUCAUAUAUU
Nicrophorus vespilloides is the source of this 1655-nucleotide messenger RNA. RefSeq names its product facilitated trehalose transporter Tret1-like. Gene Ontology annotation, molecular function: sugar transmembrane transporter activity. Gene Ontology annotation, cellular component: membrane. Gene Ontology annotation, biological process: transmembrane transport; carbohydrate transport. Bases 160 to 1617 code for a protein of 485 amino acids. The record is from RefSeq and is a predicted model, not a curated record. The transcript is spliced from 4 exons. NCBI's taxonomy places the organism in Eukaryota, Metazoa, Arthropoda, Insecta, Coleoptera, Silphidae.